This is a messenger RNA of Periconia digitata, 1299 nucleotides long. NCBI's taxonomy places the organism in Eukaryota, Fungi, Ascomycota, Dothideomycetes, Pleosporales, Periconiaceae. The record is from the annotation of a GenBank genome assembly.
CAUCACACUCGUUUUUCAAAAUCGCUUUGCGCUUUCCGUGAUGAUUCCACUACUGUGAUUGCUUGUUUUGAAAAGUAUUGUAAGUGCUGGGUUUUGUCUAGAUGUUACGUUUACAUGAUGUUACGUUUACAUGAUGUUUUAUUUUCGACUCCUUCACCCAAGGUAGCUGCAAAUCGAGGGUGGGGUGGGGUACGUGUGUGGUACAACGACUCAAAUGCGGGGCAUGUGAGCUAUCAUCCUAACACUGAUUCAUCGCCCAAAAAUUCUCAAGCUGCACCCAUUGUGCGCGCAACGACACAGUCAAAAAGCCCAGUGCACGUUUCUCCACAGCUCCUCUGUCUUGUGUUUUCACUGCAAUCUACAGGAAUCAUCAUAGUCACCAUGGCGCCCGUUGCGGCUGCAACUAUCGAACCUGUUCCUCCCGUCCGUCCUCCCACUCCACCGCCCUCAGACCCUUCUCGCCCUCUGCAUACACUGCCACCGCCUUUCACAUCGUCGAAUCUUCAACUCCUAGCCCAAGGAGCCGAAGCACUUGUCUACAAGACAACGUUCCUGUCACCGACCACACAAUGUGUUGUCAAAUAUCGGCCACCAAAACCAUAUCGGCACCCGACGCUCGACAAAAGGCUGACGAAAGCAAGGUUGCUUGCUGAGGCGAGAGUGUUGGUCAGGGCUGGUAGGGAAGGUGUCAGCGUGCCGACGGUUCUGGGUGCCGAUUGGGAGGCGGGAUGGCUGGUACUUGGGUGGAUCGGGGGAGGAAGUGUCCGGGCCGUCCUGGACGCAUGGGCUGAUCGAGUCAAGAAUAGAAUCAAGGCACAGGAAGAUGAGAUCCAAGGUCAGGAUCCAGUGGAAAUCGGGGAUGAGGGAAUGUUGGAUCUCAUGCGAAGGAUAGGGAUCUGCGUGGGCCAUCUACACUCCAUUGGCAUAGCGCAUGGGGACCUCACGACAAGCAACAUCAUGCUCAAAUCGCCAUCGCCGGAUCCGCCUUCUACCACAAACGGUCAGACUCCUGUACAGUCUUCGGAUUCUACGGGCUCUGCAGUCCCUUCCCUUGCGGGUGAGGUCACUCUCAUAGACUUCGGUCUUGCAUCGCACAUGAUGGCGCAUGCAGUCGACGAAGAAGGCGCUGUUGAUCUUUAUGUUCUCGAGCGUGCGUUUGCAGCAACUCACCCGGCGGCGGAAUACCUGUUCGCAGAAGUGCUGAAAUCAUAUCAAGGGAGCUGGAAGGGGGCAAGGGGGGUACUGAAAAGGCUCGACGAUGUCAGAUUGAGGGGAAGAAAAAGAAGCAUGCUCGGGUGA